Molecule: messenger RNA, 2231 nt
Organism: Nicotiana tabacum (common tobacco)
Lineage: Eukaryota; Viridiplantae; Streptophyta; Magnoliopsida; Solanales; Solanaceae
Biological process (GO): protein phosphorylation
Molecular function (GO): ATP binding; protein serine/threonine kinase activity
Source: RefSeq, a predicted model, not a curated record
CCCAAUCCCCUUUAACAGCUAAGCCUCUGCUCAUAACCCUCCCCCUCUUUUCUUUCUUCUUUCCUUCCUUGUAUCGCCAGUUCAUAGCCCACCAAUUCUCUCUGAUCUCUCAUUGGGAUUUUCACAAAACACAACUCUUUAACUCCUAUACAUACAUCACCUGCUGACACUGACAGCUUUCCAUUUCAUUAUAUCUUCCUUUCUUUUACCCCCACCACCCCCAAAAAACCCAACUUUAUAUAACUGUCUGACACCAUUCUUGUUCUACUACUACUAUGAAACUUAUACAAGAAACCCACCAAUCAUUUGGCUUUCUUUUUGCUUGGGUCUAGUUUUUUUGUCCUUCUAUUUUGGAUCUGGGGUAAAUCUUGAUUUUUUUAUUAAAUCAAUGGAGGGUACUACUACUGCUGCUGAUGGUACUGUAAAAAUGGGAGCUUUACCCAUGAAUAAGCCUGAUCGAGUUUUCAAUAAUUUGGAGCCUGAAUUCACUGUUUCUUCACCUGUUACACGUCAGAAAGCUGCUGCUGCUAAGCAAUUCAUUGAAAAUCAUUACAAGAAUUAUCUUCAAGGCUUGCAAGAUCGUAAAGAAAGGCGAUGGACACUGCAGAGGAGGGCACAAGAAGCGCAGAUACCGAGUGAGGAGCAAGAGAAGAUGUUAAGGAAUUUGGAGAAGAGGGAGACUGAGUUUAUGAGAUUGCAAAGGCAUAAAGUUGGGAUUGAUGAUUUUGAACAGUUGACUGUCAUUGGUAGAGGUGCCUUUGGUGAGGUUAGGUUGUGUAGAUUCAAAAGUACUGGAGAAAUCUUUGCCAUGAAGAAAUUGAAGAAAUCAGACAUGCUUAGCCGUGGACAGGUUGAGCAUGUCAGAUCUGAGAGGAAUUUGCUUGUGGAAGUUGAUAGUCGGUGCAUAGUGAAGCUCUUUUAUUCUUUCCAAGACUCAGAUUUCUUGUACCUGAUAAUGGAAUAUUUACCUGGUGGUGACAUUAUGACCUUACUUAUGAGAGAAGAUGUUCUUUCUGAAGAUGUCGCACGGUUCUAUAUUGCUGAGAGUAUUUUGGCUAUUCAGUCUAUUCAUCAGCACAAUUAUGUACAUAGGGACAUAAAACCGGAUAACCUUAUACUGGAUAGAAAUGGCCAUUUAAAGCUUUCAGAUUUUGGCUUAUGUAAACCCCUGGAAAAUAAAUACUCAUCAAUAUUGUUGGAAGAUGAAGACCUUACUAAUGCGGAGUCCAUUAACGGGACUGAAGGGAAUUCUGGUGGUGAUAGAGCUUCAUGGCCAAUGCCAAAGGAACAAAUACAGCAGUGGAAGCGCAACCGCCGUGCCUUGGCAUAUUCUACCGUUGGAACUCUUGAUUACAUGGCACCAGAGGUUUUGUUGAAAAAAGGAUAUGGAAUUGAAUGUGAUUGGUGGUCAUUGGGAGCAAUCCUGUUUGAGAUGGUUGUUGGGUAUCCUCCCUUCUGUUCAGAGCAUCCAAGAAUGACGGCACGCAAGAUAAUCAGUUGGAGAACAUGCCUUAAAUUCCCAGAAGAACCAAAAGUAUCAGAUGAGGCUAAGGAUCUGAUCUGUCGUUUAUUGUGUGAUGUUGAAUCAAGAUUGGGGACCGGGGGAGUGGAAGAAAUAAAGGCUCAUCCCUGGUUCAAAGGAGUCAAUUGGGACAUACUUUAUGAAAUGGAGGCUGCCUAUAAACCUAUCGUUACCGGAGAGUUAGAUACUCAAAAUUUUGAGAAGUUUCCUGAGGUAGAAGAUCCUUCAUCAACAGCACCAAGAGUUGGACCUUGGAGGAAGAUGCUGACAUCAAAAGAUUCCAAUUUCAUUGGAUUUACUUUCAAGAAAUCGGAUAUCCUCAAAUCAGCUGAAGCUUCAGGUAUAGAUAUGAGUUCAAAUGGACAUUCAAAGCCUCCCUCAUUGGUGUCCUUAUUUGGUCGGAUAGAUUUGGAAGAUACAAUAGAAGAGGACCAAAAAGGAGAACAGAUUUUAUGAGUCCAAUUGCUUGUCCUCCUCCUCACUGACAAGAUCCGGCAAAUUUCCUUUGUACAAAAAGAGAAUAAACAAUAAGCUUUAAUUUUUUACAUAAUUUUGUGUUUUUUUAUUCUUCUCUAAUUUCGGCUUUACUAAUCUGAUUAUUAUGUAGUGGUAAAUGUUUAAUGUACAUACACUGUAACAGAUACAUUCCUUGAUUUCUAUCAGAUUAUAUUAAUGGGGAAUUAUCAGUUUGCUAAGACUACUUCAAUUA